Messenger RNA from Mya arenaria, 6902 nucleotides. Its product is annotated as krev interaction trapped protein 1-like. Gene Ontology annotation, molecular function: protein binding. Lineage: Eukaryota; Metazoa; Mollusca; Bivalvia; Myida; Myidae. Gene Ontology annotation, cellular component: plasma membrane; cytoskeleton. Bases 108 to 2312 code for a protein of 734 amino acids. Gene Ontology annotation, biological process: regulation of establishment of cell polarity; cell redox homeostasis; negative regulation of angiogenesis. The record is from RefSeq and is a predicted model, not a curated record. The transcript has 2 exons.
UCCAAAAAAAUGACAAGUUGCAUAAAAAAUCUACAUUAUCACCAAAUUACUUGGAAUCGGUGGAAACAAAUCCUUUGACACAUAUAUAAAUGGCUUAAGUUACAAACAUGGAAUCCAUACUUGCUAUUAUCAGACCGAAACAAAACAUCCAUGGCCAAGAUUUCAAGGCAAAAUUGUACGACAUUUUACUUUUGGAUCACAAAAUUGUGGACAGACAUUCAAAACCAUCCAAGUUUCUACCAUCUUUCACACUAGAUUUAAAUCGUGAACCAAGGGAAGAUAUUUUGUCUUAUGUCUACUCUAUGACCGGUGGAGAGUAUGGCGGAAUCAAGGGUGAGCGUGCGCUUGUUAUUCCCUGGAAAGACAGUAAAGAAGCAAAACGCUCUUCGUUGUCCAGUUUUACAUUAUACUGCAUUCCAGUCAGCCACCGGGAUAAACUGAACAAUUCCUUUGUUGAAAAGUCCCAGAACUUUCCAGGAUUUUAUUCACUUGAACAAGUUAUCUCCUCGUUGGUUUCCAACUCGAUUAACUUUCCCCCAUUGACAAAAUCCUUUGUGAUGCAUAUUGAGCAUUGGCUGAAAGAAAUCCAUACAAAGCCUGGAGUGCUGGAUUAUGUAUUUAAAUCAAGAGCAGAUUUCAGAGUGAAAAUGAUAGUGAGCAGUCCGGUAUUUAUUGGUAUCUCCAGCAUUGGUGGUUCAAAUCUGAGAUGUGAAAUCUCAGAAAGUCUGAGAAUUGCUGCUAACGAGUCCCUAGCAAGGAUGAUGGCAAUUGAAAAAUGUACGAAGGUUGUGAUAAAUCCAUUGUUUGGGUCAGGACUGGCUGGAAAAGGAAGAAGAAAGCAACCUCUGCCUCCAGUAGAUUAUCCAUCAGGGACAAUAUCCCGAAAAAGCAGCUUGAACAGUACUGUAGAUCCUGAUAGAUAUUCUUUAGAGGAGAGAGAACUGUAUCCCCUUCACAUGUAUGCAUCAAAAGGUGAUGUUCUGAAAGUUGAAGAGUAUAUUUCCCGUGGCCUUUCUCUUGAAAAAAGGGAUGCAUACGGAUGGGCACCAAUACACUUUGGGGCCUAUUUUGGACACCAUGACAUUGUCCAAAUGUUGUUAUCGGCUGGUUGUUCCCCAAACAUUGUGAAUUUGGAUGAUAGAACGCCUCUUCACCUUGCUGCAAGGACUGGAAACAUUGAUGUAGUCAAUGUGCUUUUAAAUCAUCCAGAAAUUGACAUUAAUGUGGUCGACAAAACAGGUCAAACUGCUCAAGAUACAUGUGAGCAAAAACUGGGAUGGGAACAUAUCAAAGUUUCCAAAAGAAUUGAGAUGGCAUCCCGCAUGCCGAAGCAAAUUCAGGUUUGGGUGAUGGACGGCAGCCAUAAGAGCCUAAGCCUUGUUGAUGGUGCUAACACCUCAGUCCAACAGCUAAACCAGCAGAUGCUCCGUGAGUACCACAUGCCGGAGACCCCGUACGCUGACAUAUUCACUAUCUGGAUCUGUUCUCCGAGUCUUGAACUGCAGUUGAAACCUGAACACAAGCCUCUGGAGCACAUGAACAACUGGAAGAGAAGAAUUGUGGGCAAUUUGACAGAUGGUAAUCCAGACACUGAGGAGCCACAUUUGAAAUGGCGAAGAAACGCGAAAAUCAGCCUGAUAGUUGAAUGUGAAGUAACACAUCCUGAUGCCGUGAAACUGCUUUUCCAUGAAGCUAGGCAUAACUACAUCAAUGCAUUAUAUCCAUGUAAAGAGCAAGAUGUGUUACAGUGUGCGUCGAUUUUGUUGUAUCUGAAAUACGGGUCUGCUGAGCAGCAAGUGGCUAAAUCGUAUGUGUCACAGAAUCGACAUCUGUCACAGCUGGUACCAAUGCCAAAUCUCCACUCUCAUUCAAACUGGUCUGGUAGAAUCUACCGCCACUACAAGGAGUUCUGCAGUUCGAGUACGAGAGAUAACCAUGUGAACCCACAGAGUCAGUUUCUCAAUGUUUGUCGCAAACUUACCGUGUACGGUUCCGCCUUCUUUACAGGAAACCUCCAGGCAAGCUCAAAGUCAAAAGAUCUUGUUAAGUGCCUGAUUGCAGUCAACGAUGUCGGCAUACACAUUAUUCAUUACCAAACGAGACAGAUGCUGCACACAUACAAGUAUUCAGAAAUUAGCUGGCAGAUUCCGCAGCAGUACGGCGUGCUCGAGUUGACCGUAGUACGGACAGAUUCACGGUCUGUAGAACGCCAUAACCCUCGAACACCACUUAAACUUGUUACAAAACAAGCAGGCAUGAUCAAUCCGCUGAUGAAAAAAUUGUCAAGAAUGACAAUACCAUACAAUAUUUGAAGAUGUGAACAAGUAUGGUAUUUGGUGCUUUUUUCUGUUCACUUAUUUAUUUAUUCGAAAAUAGUGCAAGGAAAAUAUAGUGAUUAAUAAUGUUCAUGAAACAAAGUCUUUCACCUACUGUUAAAGCUGCACUCUCACAGAUUGACUGUUUGGCAUCAAUGCCUUCAACUUGGUCAUAUAAGAUUACAAUUACAAUUUAUGUAGUGUUAGUAAUGCUUUUAGUUAUAGAAAAUAAAUCUUCAAUCAUAAAUCUGAUGAACUGCCAUCUAAUCUUUAUUCAGCUUUCUUAUGUCAGUGGUUUCCAAACAUUUAAGCAAAAAUUGGCUCAUUCUAAGACAAAAGGUAAAAAAGUUGUCAAAACUGUCAAUCUGUGAGAGUGCAGCUUUUAAAUAAUAUUGUUAUUAUUAGCCUUCAUUUGAUGGAAUAUAUGCUGUGCUAAUAUCAGGCUUUUAGAUAUUUUUUAAGAUAGUUACGUUUUGUACAUGUAGACUUGUUAGUAAGAUGAAGGGUAGAACUGAAUAGGGCUGCACAAAACGCUUCUUCAAAAAAUAUUUUCUUCACUUAUUAUGCUGUAAGAAUAUUAGGAAAAUUUUGAAGAAUACAGGCAUUAAAGAACCAUUUUCAGGUAUUCUACAGUAAAUGCAAAUUUAGUUGAAUUACGGCAAACUUUAACCAGUAAAAAGUUACAUAUAUAUCUAUUUUUUAUUCCUGAUCUCGCGAUUUAAGCAUUUGCCAAAAUUGAUUUGUACGCCUGAGUGUAGUGGAAUAUGCCUAUUUUCUUCCCUGUAAACCAAUUUUAAUUGAAUUGUUGCUAGCCAUUAGAAUAAGAACUAAAUAAUGAGAAAUUUUACUCUAUUACUUUAGAUAUAUAAUUUUUGAGCCAUGUUGUUAUUUUAACUGAAUAUGAUGAUUUUGUUGCCUUUAGAGCUGCACUCACACAGAUAUAACUUUUUUUAUUUUUUUGUCUUAGAAAGAGCAAAUUUUUGCGUACAUAUCUGCAAAUCAAUGAUAUCAGAUUGCUGACAAAAAAUCAGAUCGUAGCAGAAAUAUGAAAAUUAAUGUUUUAUGGCUUAAACCAUUACUAAAGGUUUAAGAAAAAUGCAUAAAACAUCAAUUUUUGAACUUAAAUAUAAAAAUCUGUGAUCUAAGUUUUUGUAAGCAAUCUUGUAUCACUGGUUUCCAUGGAUUUUCGCAAAAAUUGGCUUGUUCCAAGACAAAAAAUAAAAAAGUUGUCAAAACGUUCAAUCUGUGAGACUGCAGCUUUAAAUAAGUACUGUCAUGCUCACUUCUGCUUUAUCAAAAUGCUGAUAUUAAUAUAUUUACAUUGCUUAUAAUUUUUUCUGCCAUUGUUGUCUUAUUUUUACAUUUUUUUUUUUUUUAAAUCAUGAUGCAGGGCUUCCGUUACAUGAAGUUUGUAAGUAUUUUACCUGGUACUUCCAAGAAAUGGGCUUAAUCUUUCAAAUUGUGGUUGUUGGAAGUACAGAAACUUCCAACAUUUUGGAUAAAAAUUCCAAUGUUGAAAGUUUGGAAGUUACAAAUAUUAAAGCCUGGUGUUGAUGUAACAUUUAAGGCCUCAUUAUCAAUAAGUUUUGAAAUAAUAUGGAUUGUUUAAAUAACGUUUGAAGUUGUCAUGUUAAAGUUGCGAAUUAUUUAAUAUUUUGAAUGAGUAGUUGUACAAUAAUGGAGAAAUUUCUAGCGUUACAUAGAGUGAUGAUAGACUUAAACUUACAUGUUUUAACCAGGGAAGAAAACAUCCAAAACAGAUAGCAGUGAAGUUUCAUUAUGCACUUCCAGUUUUACAGGGUGUCCAACAUAAAUUAUUUUUGGGGAAUUAUAAGUGAGUGACAUGUUCAUUGUGGAACCAAAUGGCGGAUUGUUUGAGUAUUUUGGUGUGUUUGAAGGAUAUUUUGACCUGAUGAGUAAGUUUAUAUCACUUAUCGCAAUAUAAAUACACCUACCCAGAGCAAGAAGUGUAAUGCUUCAAGAAACAUAGGUUAAAAAACGAAGAAGCUGAAAACACCAAAAUACCGGUACCCGAACAAACCGCCAUUUUGUUCUGCAUCAAACUUGUCCCUCACUUAAAAUUCCGCAAAAAUAAUUUACGUUGGACCCUCUGUUUUUAAACUCUUCAUAGAAGUCUUAGUGAUGAACCUGUUGUAUACAGUCUUGUCAGUCUCAAUUGUACCCUUUAUUGUUGUUAGGCCAAAUCCAAUAGAUUCCAUGUUAAGGUUCCAGUUUUAAAACCUACCUUGCAGUCCGUGAAAAUGACAAAACGUAGCUUCAGUUCCAGACUGUUUUAAAAGCAUUUGUUAUUUUUUUUUUUUAAAUCAGUUUUAAGUUGUUGUUUUUUCACCAAAAUUUCAAAAACCUUUUAAAAUGCAAGAUGUCCAUGAUAUAUAAAAAUAUUAACAUGUAGUGCCCUCAGUGAGGGUAAGAAAAAAAUACUUUAAACAACACCAAAGUUCUGGGUAGGGAAACACCAAACAAACUAUUUGUUAAUUGUGGCCUCAAGUAAUGAACUUCUUGUAAUGUUUUGCUGAGUCUGUCCUCCUCAUGUUUUGAAAAUCACCAACAUUUGAAGCUUAUAACAAACUUUAACUGCUUUCUGUACACAUAAAUCCUGUUGUAUGUCGAAAAGGGUUUUAUAUAGAGGGUCAUAGUUUGUGUCAGUGAAAGAUUGUAAUAUAUUUCACCGAGUAAGCAACAAAACAAUAUUUCAUGACUGGCACAGCCACAAAGGUAAUAUUCACUUUCAUGUUCAUGAAGUAAAAUGUAUUGCAAUCUUUGUCUUUUUAAAACAAGCCUCAAGAAGUGUAAUUAUGAGGCAAUAGACUGUAUUUUAUCAGAAAAAUGUGCCAAUUUUUAUGAGUGGGUAUCAUCAUUUUGGAAAUGACGUUGUCAAUAUCGUGUCCCAGUACUUUAUGCGCUGCAUGAUCUUUGUAGCAUACCAGGCUUAUUUUUUAAAACAGUAAAAAAACAUAAAAUUGAUAUUUUCACUGUUUGAAACAGUUUUAAAGCAUCGUUUUAAAAAGAAAUUCAAUGGUGAAUCAUUCUAGAUCUUUAAAAUGUAUAUAAGUGAUUCUAUAUAUAAUAAUACAUGAUUAAGUGAUUCUAUAUAUAAUAAUACAUGAUUAAGUGAUUCUAUAUAUAAUAAUAAAUGAUUAAGUGAUUCUAUAUAUAAUAAUACAUGAUUAAGUGAUUCGUUAAAACUUGUUAAUACACUUAUUAACAGAACACUUGUAUGAAUUCUACUAGGGCAAGCUCUUUUCCUUCACUGUUUUUGUGGAAUUUUAUUUAAACAUUUACUGGUAGAUGUUAUAAAUUUGGAUCUCGCAAAAUAAUGCAUUGUUGUACUCUUUUAAAUAUUUUGAACAUUUCUUAUGAAAGAAUAACAGGUUUCCAUAGCAAAUUUUCUUUGGUAUAUUUACAACUUACUUUAUCACUUUUUGAAUAAGUUUUUGGAGUUUGCUUUUUGCUCUCAGAGCCAGACAAGUGGGUUUUCCCUGGAUACUCUGAUUUCCCCCAGAGCGCAAGACCACACUCUCGCUCAAAAUUGUGUCAACAAGAUUUUCUAAGCAUAAAUUAUUAUAACUUUCUUCACAAUUGUUGUAAAAUAUAUAUAAAGUUUAAACUAUAUAUAUAUUGGAUUAUCAAUUCAAAGAGUUUCUAAAAUUAUAAAAAAACACUGUACUGGGUUUAGUUUUGCUAUUUAUAGUACUACAUAGCAUUUCAUUGUCAUAUCAUUGUUUCUGUCUGUUGUUUUAUUGCAAUACUUUUAUAAUAUGUUACAUACACUUAAAGGAGCACUUUAUAGGUGGAUGCAAAAAACAAAAUUAUUUAAAAAGUAUUAACUAUAUUUUGGUGCUCUUUUGCCUGAAGAAUUUGUGACAUAGAUUUUAAAAAAAAUCAUAAUAAAGUGUGUGUGUUUUAAAUCUGUAUCUAUAUCAUUACAUUUUUUUAUUUUAAUCAUUUACAGGCCUUCCAGCGUUCCUACUUUUUCCUACUUUUUUAACAGCUUCCUACUUUUUCCUACUUUUUUCUAAAAAAACUCCUACUAUUCCUACUUUUUUGAAAAUAAAGUCCGCAAAAAUAUUAAAGUUUGAUCUUUGUGCUAGUUUUAUUUGCAGAAAAUGAACAAAAGAUGUCAAACUGGCUGGUUUCUGUUGUUGAAAGGUGUGGCAACAUGUGCCACUUUGACGUGCAUCAUCUUUUCACCCACACAGUUCAGCAACAGAAACCGAGCAUCAUUCACUAAAAUAUUCAUAUGUGGCAUAUAGAAUGGUAUGAUUUUGCAUUAAAAACAUCUCCUCUAGGUAAGUUAAUAGCUAUUAAUAAUUACUUAUUUAACCAAAAAUAUUCCUACUUUUCCUACUUUUUUGUAAAAAAUAUUCCUACUAUUUCGUUCUUUUCUGUCAGAAAACCUCCUACUUUUUUUUAGUGGCUGCUGGAAGGCCUGCAUUUAAGUAAAAAAAGUUUAACAUGAGAAUGCAUUAGAGUAAAUCUCUUUUUUUGCAUUAUCCUAUAUUGUGCUGCUUCAACCGUGUAAUUUGUUGUUGCUAGUUAAAGGGGAAAAUAAAUUAUUUAUGCUUC